Molecule: messenger RNA, 1027 nt
Organism: Trematosphaeria pertusa
Lineage: Eukaryota; Fungi; Ascomycota; Dothideomycetes; Pleosporales; Trematosphaeriaceae
Product: NAD(P)-binding protein
Exons: 6
Coding region: 183-953 (256 amino acids)
Molecular function (GO): oxidoreductase activity, acting on the CH-OH group of donors, NAD or NADP as acceptor
Source: RefSeq, a predicted model, not a curated record
ACCUCAUGCCCAUACAACCAAAGAAAACCACAGCCCUGUAUGUUCGCGCGCGAAUAGGCUAAGAGCUCGCGGAAUACAAUACACUCGGAACACGGUGCUUAUAGGCCCUCGUUUGCCGGCGACCUCGGUUUGCUGCCUCAUCCAUCCUCCUGCAGCCCCGGCUGCCCUCCGCCGCCGCACCAAUGAACCAAAUCCCCGACGUGCUGUUCGCCGAUCAAGACUCUACUACCUGGCUGGUUGUCGGCGCAAGCAGAGGCAUUGGCCUCGAGUUCGUGCGCCAGCUGCUGGCUCGCGGUGAGCGCAUAAUUGCAACUGUCCGCGAACCAUGGGCUUCGCAUGCCUCAGGACUGUGGGGGCAGGCUGGCAGUGACCAUGGCCGCUGUCAAAUGUACAUCUGCGACAUUUUGUCCGAAGACAGCAUUGUCAAAUUCGUCGCCCAGUUGUCAGCCAUCCCGAACUUGAAGAUUGACUAUGUAGUACUGAACGCUGGAGUCCUAAGAUACCCCAAUAGAGCGACUGAAUUUUCCUUUGAGGAGUUUGCCUUUCAUCUUCACACUAAUACCAUCGGACCAAUAAUCACCGCACAAAAGCUUCUUCAGACUAAUAUCCCGAUUGGCACCAUUGUCUUCAUGUCCAGUGACUCUGGCUCGCAUGGCAACUUCCGCGAGAUGGAGGAUGGUUUCGCCGCAUACGCUGCAUCCAAGUCUGCUCUGAACAUGGCCAUACGCCAUAUGGCUGCAGAGCUUAAGAGGAAGGAUGACGACACGAUUAUACUGGCUAUGCACCCCGGGGAAGUAGCAACAGACAUGGCAAAUAUCAACGUUACCUGGGACGUCCAAGGAAUCAUUACUCCAGAAGAGUCAGUAGUGAAGAUGAUAGAUGUCAUUCAGAGCAAAGGCAUCCAGCAUAGCGGCACAUUUUGGACGUGGGAGAACAAGCCUUAUGUCUGGUAAGGUAGAUUCGGUAGAUGGAAUUAAUUGGGUGUCCUUUUCCUUUGCGCAGACGCAUUUUAGGAUAUCAUUAACUU